Carica papaya (papaya) is the source of this 861-nucleotide messenger RNA. RefSeq names its product arabinogalactan protein 13-like. Lineage: Eukaryota; Viridiplantae; Streptophyta; Magnoliopsida; Brassicales; Caricaceae. The record is from RefSeq and is a predicted model, not a curated record.
UCCCCUUCUUUUCAUCCCUCUAGGCUUCUGCAAUUUCUGUCUACCCGCAAAAAUCCAGAGGAUACCCAGUUGCCCUGAGGUGUACCUGACUUAAUUGCUCUCUUGAACCCUGAUUUUUCUCGUAUCUAGAGUCGGCAAUUUUUUACAGACUCUUCAGGCAUGGAAGCAAUGAAGAUGAAGCUCUUUGUGGCUCUCAUGGUGGCAGUCGUGGCUUUCUCCGCCGUGCAGAAGGCUGCAGCUGCUGAUGCUCCUGCGCCAACCCCUGCAUCUGAUGCAGCUCUCUUUGUUCCUACCUUCUUUGCCUCUCUUGGUGCUUUGGCUCUUGGGUUUCUCUUUUGAGCAAACCAAGAAUGUCAAAGUCCUCAUUUUUAGAUAUAGAAGAACAUGGUUUCUCUGAUUCUCUCCAUUUCUCCUUGGUUCAUUAUCUGUUUUUUUUUUCUUCUCUCACCUCUGAUGGUUUCAGCCAACUACCUCUGCUGUUUGGUGCACGAGAAUGCGAGAAAAGAAGGAAACGGGAUGGAAAAAUUCUCCUCUUUUUUGUAUUAUGUUAUUUUGGAGAUGUAGUUUUAAGUUUAAUCAUUAUGAUUUUUAUUGUUUGAGGUGAGGUGUGAUUGUUGUGUUAUUUGAGAUAUUUGUAUUACAUUGACUUUUGUUAUAUAUAUAUAUAUAUAUAUAUGAAUCUUCUUCUGUAAUUAUCUUUGCUUAGUAGGGAGGAGGAUCUUAGGGUAAUUAGGAGAUGUUGAUGGGUGGGAUUAUGAUAUGUUUUGAUGGAUGAUGUAUAAUGGAACUUAAUUACCAGCUUACUCUCAUUUGUAUCUAUGAUUUAUUCUCGUAAUAAAAAUUGAUUCUUGUUUGUUCUUA